AAAUACGUCAGGUCCGUAAAUAAAGAGAGACGAAUUGCAAUGUUUACAUUUUAACAGCAAUGUAAUGCAUUAAUAUCCAAAGAUUUCCACAACUUAUUGCAAGAAAAUGCCUUGGACAUUUCCAUGGACAGAAUUUCUUAAGAAAAGGGCUUGUAGAUAUCUUUUACAACACUACCUGGGACAAUUUUUGAAAGAGAAGUUGUCUUUGGAUCAGCUGAGUGUUGACUUGUACAAUGGACGAGGUUCAAUCAAAGAUUUAGAGUUAGAUGUAGAGGCUUUGAAUGAUGCCUUGGAUAGCAGCAGUGUACCGCUAGAGAUAAUUGAUGGCUUCAUCAAUCAGAUAUGUGUAUCUGUACCCUGGACCAACCUCAUACAGAGUAGUACAGAGUUGGAGAUUCAGGGAUUGGAGCUUACUGUUCAGCCAAAACAAAGGAGUCAAAAUGUAGGUGGUUUGGAGACCAUGUUCAACAGUAUGUGCAGCAUGACUAGCAGUUUACAGAUUGCAGAGGACUGUCUGAAGUCCACCUCAGAUGGGGACCAGGGACAGGACCUGGGUACACCUUUUGAGGGGGUACAGAAAUUUGCUCAGACAAUUGAUUCAGUGUUAUGCCGAGUAAAAGUGACUCUAGUUGACACGGUCAUAAGAGUAGAACACCUGCCAAACACAGCAGAAAAAGGCGUAGCAUUGGAAAUCAAAAUCAAAAGAGUUGAAUAUUUUGAUGACCUUGCUAAAGAGGAGGGUAGUCCUGUGGAUGACACCUCCAGAACAACAUGGGAGCCAGCAGCAGUUGCUCACAAAAACAUUUUGAUUGAUGGCAUUCAGAUUUUGUGUGAUGAAUUUAGUCGUCCUACACAACAAAAUUACGACAGAAUGGACUCCACUGGGUCAUCUCCUCAGACUUUCAUGUCCACCACUAGUUCCCCACCAUGUUCCCAUGACAACCAGCAGGGGACAUCACCAGUGACUGAAGUUUUCUCAGAUCCUAUACAGAUUGCUGGUUUUACUGGUAGAUCCAGUCUAAAGGUGAAAAUCAAACAAGAAGAAGGAGUUCAGGGACCAAAGGUUGAGAUAGAAUUAGAUGUUGGAGGAGUCCACCUGCUGAUGAGUCCUGCUCAGUUCCACUCUGUUCUGGACCUGGUAGAUGGCUUUCUGUCUCCAAAUUCCAGUGACGGAGGCAGGAGGCGGGCCAGAAGUAAGAGUAAACCAAUGAGUGACGAGGAUUACAGGAAGGUGGAGACAGAGCUCCAGCGACAGCUCCACUCUGACAGAAUCCACUUCCACCAAACAGAUACAAUGAUGGCUACAGAUCUCCAAGAUAUCAUGACUCACUCCAUAGGAGAAGAACAGUACUUUUCUCUAGCCCCAGACCAGAUGAGAGACAUGGAGUCCUCUAUAAAUAGUAAUUUCAGCACGGCCUCGGGAAGAUCAGGAAGCACUGUCACUACCAUGAGAUCUGGAUCAAAAAAAAAUACGAGAGCUGGAAGAGAUUCAAUGCAGCGCUUCUUUGAUGAUCCCACUGCAGAACUCUGUCGGUAUCACCUGAGAGCAGCCUUCUUUUCUCUGGCUUUAUUGCAUGAAAACCCCUCCCAGAAAGUGGACCUUUCUACCAGUGCCAAAGCAGAAAACAAGAACCAAAUGAAGGCAAUUGCAGCACAGUAUUUCCAGAAAAUGCAAGCAUUUAGUGCUGCAAGUGGCAGAGAAGUUAAGGAACUACGUGCUGCCUUCUCUGGGGCACUGCCUCAUGAUCAUCUAAGAUUAAUAGGUAAACCACUGAACGUAGAGAUAGUGGAGAGAACAGCCCCUACCCACCAUUGUGUGACGAUGGAUGUCACUGCUGGAUUCUUGGAUGUAGUGGAAUAUCUGUCCAAUAGAAAUCUGGAAAAUGUUCAACCAGACUCUACAGAGAUUUUGGUUUUCCCUCGUGAUGUCUCCUCAAGGCCUGGACAGUUAUAUAGCAGUAUGCACUCUGGGGCACCUGCACUUAAAGCUCACAUCAGAUCAGUGCAACAGAACUCGAGGUCUCAAAGGACAGGAACUGGACCUAGAACAGAGAUCUCUGUCAGCUUGGCCAGACUAGAAUGUGAGGUGGACGUGACAAUUAUAGACAGAAUAAACACUCUGAUUAAACCCUCUUCCCACCGGCCUUACAACACAAACAAUACCGCCUCACAAGGGGGUCCUGCAUACAGCUUCUCCCAAACCUUGGAGGAUGAGUGUGCUACAGACGAGACAAAAAUAGAUCUAACUAUUACCUGUCCAGAGGCUAAACUCACAAUCAGGUUCCCAAUCCCAGACUUGAGAAAUGGGUCAGAGGUUACUAAGCUCCCAUGGUGGCAGAAGAAUCUGAGGGAUGAGUUACUGAUCUUGGACUUGGAAGAGGCUCGAUUUCAGAUGUCAUGUGUCUCCAAUCAGCCCAUUAAACAGAUGGAGGUCUCCAGCAAAACAGUUUUAGGAUCUUUCAGAAUAGAUCCAAACCAGAGUGCCAUUCCCUUUGCCUUUGUUAGCUGUGAAGGAAAUGAUGGUCAGGAGGGGUUUAACUUCCCUCAAAUAAUUAUAAAAUUCACAGAGCAGACCAUCUCAGUACUUGACGAAGAAACCCCUGACUCGGACAACAGUAUUCCAUUAGACUCACUUAACGGUGCUUGUGAAUUCGGCAAACAAGACACCUCCCCCUUUUCCACAAAGAAACACAUGUAUGGGAAGGGUGAGAUGUCAGAUCAGGCCACACAACAUGUCAGUGAUGAGAUGGUUAUGCCUGGCAGUAGAGAUGAUAUGACUGACUUCCAGGAGAGAGCCUCUGCGAGUUGUCUGACUCUAGUCCAGUUAAUUUUACCCCUCGUCAAUCUGUACAUUCCAGACCAGAAGUUCUUUGAAGUUUUGUAUAAUAGGUUAAACAAUGACUUGUUGCUAUGGGAACCAAUGGCUCCAUCUCCAAUCCAUACACAGGAUCAGGGUCCUGGAUCUAUACAACCUUUUGACCUUAGUUGUUACACGCAGGUGCUACAGGAGAACUUCUCCCUGGCAAAAUCAGCCAUACAAUAUGACUCUUCAGAAGAGGAGGAGGACAGUAGCUUUGGUUACUAUAGUAUCCAUGACAGCAGGCAUCCUCGCCGGACGGGGGACCAGAAGUCUCGGCCCAGUAAAUUGUGUCUUUCACUUAAAAUAGACAAAGGGAAAAUAACUGCACAUACUGAUUCUAAGGUGGAGGAGUCUCAUGGUGAAGUUAUGGGCCUCGUCAAGGAUGCCAAUCUGUUUGUUGCAUCUAGUUACCAAGGAAAUCCACUUCUUCAAUAUGUUUGUUUUUACUGUAACAAGGCUACACUGUAUCAUAAUGCUGCUGUACCAGAUAAAAAGGAAGAAUUUGAAGUAAGAAACUUAGACUUUGAGACAAUUCCUGCCCACUUGGAGAACUGUUGUAUUAUAUACAGAUCUGAGCCUGGUAUACAGUGUCACCAGACAGGGGAUAUAGAGUCAGAGGUCAGGGACAUGGUCUCAGUUGCAGUCAAAAUAAAGCUGGACUCCACACCCCUCAGUGACCUGACCCGGGACGAGAAAAUCAAGGAAUUCACAGUCGCUGUAGGGGUAACAGGAGCUACACUGAGACACAAGAUGGCUGACACAGACAUGAGUUGGAUUUCACAGAUGAUGGAUUUCUUAGAUGUUAAGGACUAUGAUAUCCUGGGUUAUGUCACUCCCAAGGUUCUGACAGAGCUGCACAUCCAUCUCUGGGAUUGUGCUGUAGACUACAGACCACUACAUUUACCCACCAGAGGAGUUGUGACAGCUAACUACUUCAGUAUUUCCAGUAAUAUAGUGGCCAACUCACAAACUUCACUUCUUAGGUUUGUGUUGGAGGAUGCUGGGAUGUAUUUGUCUCAGAAGAAAGGAAGAGACACUGCUGUUAACCUUAAGAAAGAUUAUGUGUGUGUGUUGGAUGUUGAGAGUUUUGAGCUGGAGUUGAGGAGCAGUGAUGGUAAAGACAAGAGAUUUCCUAAGACGGACCUCCGACUCAGGACGAACAGGAUCAACCUGAGGACCUGCUCUGAUUCCUGUAAGGCCUUGUUUGAAUUGAUCCGAUACUUUGCCGGUGAUGGUGACCUGAAGGAGUAUGAAGAGACAGACGUAAAGCAACAAAGCCUGGAUCUGGAGAUGAUGACACAAGAAGAGUCUGUUGGUGAGGAAGAAUCCAAGAAAAAGGAUCUGAGUGAAUCCAGACUGGAGAAUCUAUCCAGUCAUCUGGAAGAGGCCAUGCAGGAAUCUGGAUCUGGAUCAGAUAAUGAUGGAUCUGAAAACUCUAAACAAAGUCCAAACAAAACCCAGGUGUUCUUUGUUCCCCCUGGAGAUAUGACCGAUACAGAGGUUCCCCCGGCAGGUGUGAUGCGACCGAUUGUGAUAACAGCCAAUGCUGAGUCAGUGACCAGUAGCGCUGUGUCAGAGAGGACUGAUAUCUUCAGUGAUGAGGAGGAAGAGGACUUCUGUAUCAUUGAUGACCCGGGACUAGGCAUUGCUCCCAGGGAUGGAAGACCAGAGGUGAAGAUCUUCACAGAUCAACCCAUAGAGAUAAAGGAUAACUAUUUUAGUCAGCCACAUGGUAAAACAGAUUUAUUGAAAGCCCCCGACAACUAUCCCGGUGCUGAGUACAGGUACACUCUGAAAGAACUGACCAUUGUGUGGUAUAUGUAUGGUGGAAGAGACUUUUGUGAUAAACCUGCACCACGGAAACCGGUGGAAAAAGAGGUAGUGAUGUCACGGAAAAUGAUGGAUUAUGGAGACUAUGUGAUGGAGCCUUCAAUAAGAUUUACCUCCAAAGGGUCACCAAUGGACCGUAUUCCAUGGCAACAUCGGGGAGGAGUUGGGAGGGACCACAAUACUUUGUUGGAGCUUCAGUUGACCAAGGUGAGAUUUCAGCAUGAGACCUACCCCAGUCACACAGAGCAAGCCUCACGUCAAGUGCUUGUCAUCAGUGAUGUGGAGAUUAGGGACAGGCUGGCCGACUCCAAAAUCAACAAGUUCCUGUAUCAGUAUUCCUCAGAAAAUAUGCCAAAACAAACCAAUUCCAAUAUGGUGUAUAUUAAAGCAGUACAUAAGAGACCAGAUCCCAGUGUGAAAACAGAGGAGUGUUCGUUACGUGUUUCUCUACAGCCCCUCAGACUCAACAUUGAUCAGGACUCACUGUUCUUCCUAAAGAAAUUCUUCACAGAAAUCACAGGUGGUAAUCUGGACAAUCCAAGUGACACUGACCCCAAACAAAGGUCAAGGCCAGUGUCUGGAGGCAGUGGUGGUGCCCCAGCUCCUGUAAUAACUGUUGGUCAACCUGACAUCCCUGGGGAAGUGGGAAAUAAUCAGGAAUUGCUGAUGAAAUUUGAUGAGAUGCAGCAGAGCAUGGCCAGUCAGGCGUCCGUGUCCUCGGCUACUUCUGCCACCAGUAGUGACCAGGACCGGACGGAACAAUCACAGCCAGUAUUUAUCAAAAACUUUAUAUUUUCUCCUGAUGUGCCAAUUCGCCUUGACUACCAUGGAAAAAAGUGGGUUGAUAGAGAACAUGGAACCCUAGCAGGUGUACUGGUGGGAUUAGCUAAUUUGAACUGUUCUGAAUUAAAACUAAAGAGACUGAAUUAUAAACAUGGCCUCCUGGGCCUAGACAAGCUGCAGGCUUACUGUGUUAAUGAGUGGAUUACAGACAUCUUAAAAACUCAGCUUCCAAGCAUUCUGGGAGGUGUAGGACCAAUGCAUUCUUUUGUACAAUUAGGUCAAGGCAUCAGGGAUCUUUUCUGGCUGCCUGUGGAGCAGUACAAGAAAGACGGCAGAAUUGUUCGGGGGUUCCAAAGAGGGGCAACCUCUUUCUCCACAUCCACUGCCAUGGCUAUGUUAGAACUGACCAAUCGAGUGGUCCAGUCUGUGCAGUAUGUUGCUGAAGUGACCUAUGACAUGGUGACCCCUGGCCCUGGGUGUCGAGUACAGCGUCGUCGGUUACGUGGUCCACCUGCAGAUAUGAGAGAGGGGGUUGAAAAUGCUUACAUUGCUAUCACAGAGGGAUUCAGUAACACAGCAUACAACAUCGUAGAGGUUGCAACAAAAGAGCAUCAACAAAAAGGUAUGACGGGGGCUGUAGGGGCGGCCAUUAGACUGGUCCCUCCCACAGUUCUCUCCCCUGUCAUUAUAGCGACAGAGGCCACAUCCAAUGUCUUGGGAGGCAUGCGGAAUCAGCUGCAACCAGAUGCUCGUAAAGAGGAUGAAGAAAAGUGGAAAGAGAACCAGACCUGAGAGGUAGAUAAGAUAGCAAUGUAGUGAUCAGGAAAAGUGACAGGGCAACAAAGAAAUACAACACAGGAUGACCAUAGUCAUCUGUUUCUAUGUGCAAUAUUCCUUUGCUUUUUACCUUUGUGACUUUGUUGAAUUGAACUUAUAAUACAUGUAUUAUAUGUACUUAAAUGUGGAUAUAAAUUUAUAUGUGCAGUAAUGGCUUCCAUCCUUAUAGUACAUGUUUUCAAUAAUAUGCUUUGCUGGUAAGAAAUCAUUGUAUUUUAAGUCUAGAACUGGAUAGUAUUUUAAUUUUCAGUUCAGAAUAUGAGUAUUUGGUAUAAACAUGGACAUGUGUGUAUGAUGCAAGUGAAUAAGUCAUUGAAUUUGAUUUAAAGAAAAUGAAUGCAUUUGUAUUUGGACAGCAUUUAAUGUUAAAAAUGUGUUAUAGAUGAAUGAAUCAUUCUAAAGCAAUGUUUUGACAAUUUCAGUGACAUUUAGAAUGAUUCAUUUUAUAAGUUUAAUUUCUAUUGUUAAAUGGUAAGAUCUCCAUACUCAAAUUGUCUGGGUUGCAAAUUUUUUUUCUCCAACUUUGUGGAAAUAAAAAAAAUGAUGACUUAAGUUUACCAGUAUAAUUACAGAGAUGGAACUGCGUCUCUAAUCUCCAUUUACUCUCUAGUCUGCCACGAUGAUACAUUAUGCUUCCUAAUAGGAAGUUUGUGAUUGGUUGUUGUCAGUCAUGUGAGUGAUCAUGUGAUAUUUUGAUUUGAAGUUAUUUUUGUUUGCACUUUAUCAUGCAGAGUUCAUAUCAUUGUUAUUGACUUGUAUGUUGAUUUAGUAUUACAGUGAUAUAUUAUAUAUAUGUAUGUGAUAAUUUUUAAAUAUUUAAUAAAUUACAGACACUGUCUUGCA
This is a messenger RNA of Saccostrea echinata, 7153 nucleotides long. RefSeq names its product autophagy-related protein 2 homolog B-like. Gene Ontology annotation, molecular function: phosphatidylinositol-3-phosphate binding. Gene Ontology annotation, cellular component: phagophore assembly site; extrinsic component of membrane. The coding region runs from base 107 to 6265 and encodes 2052 amino acids. Gene Ontology annotation, biological process: reticulophagy; autophagosome assembly; piecemeal microautophagy of the nucleus. Lineage: Eukaryota; Metazoa; Mollusca; Bivalvia; Ostreida; Ostreidae. The transcript is spliced from 41 exons. The record is from RefSeq and is a predicted model, not a curated record.